Molecule: messenger RNA, 1654 nt
Organism: Propithecus coquereli (Coquerel's sifaka)
Lineage: Eukaryota; Metazoa; Chordata; Mammalia; Primates; Indriidae
Gene: ZNF432
Product: zinc finger protein 432
Exons: 5
Coding region: 29-1654 (541 amino acids)
Biological process (GO): regulation of DNA-templated transcription
Source: RefSeq, a predicted model, not a curated record
UGCUGGUCAUUUCCCACAACAGAAGAAAAUGAUCAAUGCCCAGGAAUCGCUGACCCCAGAGGACGUGGCCGUGGAGUUCACCUGGGAGGAGUGGCAGCUCCUGGGCCCUGCGCAGAAGGACCUGUACCGGGACGUGAUGCUGGAGAACUACAGCAACCUGGUGUCAGUGGGGUAUCAAGCCAGGAAGCCAGAUGCACUCUCCAAGUUGGAACGAGGAGAAGGACCAUGGACAAUAGAAGAUGAAACAUGUAGUCGAAUCUGUCCAGAAGGGACUGUUCUACAUCAGUUCCAGUCCAACCUAGGUCAUAACUUAUGUUUGCCUCAGAGACCUUCGUUGUACAAUUGGUCUCAGCUCACUGAUCAUGAGAGAGUUCAUACAGGAGAAAAACCUUAUGGAUGCAGUAUGUGUGCAAAAGUAUUCUCCAGAAAGUCCAGGCUCAAUGAACAUCAGAGAAUUCAUAAAAGAGAGAAAUCCUUCAUAUGCAACGAAUGUGAAAAAGUCUUUACCAUGAAGAGCCGUCUGAUUGAACAUCAGCGAACUCAUACUGGAGAGAAACCCUAUGUAUGCAAUGAAUGUGGAAAAGGCUUCCCAGGCAAGCGUAAUCUCAUUGUACAUCAGCGAAACCAUACUGGAGAGAAAUCCUAUGUAUGUAGCGAAUGUGGAAAAGGCUUCACUGGGAAAAGCAUGCUUAUCAUUCAUCAGCGAACUCAUACAGGAGAGAAGCCCUACAUCUGUAGUGAAUGUGGGAAAGGCUUCACCACUAAACACUAUGUCAUCAUACAUCAACGAAAUCAUACAGGAGAGAAACCAUAUAUAUGCAUUGAGUGUGGGAAAGGCUUCACCAUGAAGAGCCGUAUGAUUGAACAUCGGCGAACUCAUACAGGAGAGAAACCCUAUGUAUGCAAUGAAUGUGGAAAAGGCUUUCCUAGCAAGAGUAAUCUCAUUGUACAUCAGAGAAACCAUACAGUAGAGAAAUCAUAUCUAUGCAGUGAAUGUGGAAAAGGCUUCACUGUGAAGAGCAUGCUCAUCAGACAUCAGCGAACUCAUACUGGAGAGAAACCCUACCUAUGCAACGAAUGUGGGAAAGGAUUCCCCUUGAAAAGUCGGCUGAUUGUACAUCAACGAACUCAUACUGGAGAAAAACCUUACAGAUGCAGUGAAUGUGGGAAAGGUUUCAUCGUGAAUAGUGGGCUGGUGUUACAUCAGCGAACUCACACUGGAGAGAAACCCUAUACAUGCAAUGAAUGUGGAAAAGGUUUUGCCUUUAAGAGCAAUCUUGUUGUACACCAGCGAACUCAUACCGGAGAGAAACCCUUUAUGUGCAAUGAAUGUGGAAAAGGCUUCACCAUGAAACGAUAUCUCAUUGUACAUCAGCAAAUUCAUACAAGAGAGAAAUCUUAUAUAUGCAGUGAAUGUGGAAGAGGCUUUUUCAUGGAAACUGAGCUCAUUUUACAUAAGCAAAUUCAUACCGGAGAGAAACCUUAUGCGUGCAAUGAAUGUGGUAAAGGCUUCACUGUGAAAAGCCGUCUGAUUGUUCAUCAGCGAACUCAUACAGGAGAAAAACCCUUUAUAUGCAGUGAAUGUCAAAAAGGCUUCUCCUCAAAGAGAAAUCUCAUUGCCCAUCAGCGAACUCAUGAUGGAAAUAAACCAUAA